UUGCAAAUGGACGUGAUCGACACGCAACCCAUGGAAACGCUCGUCGAACGGCACGAUAGACUACAUGCUGUACAGGAAGUCCGUAUUCCGGUCCCUUUCGGUGAGCUAGCCGGCAAGUGGUGGGGUCCAAAAAAUGUUCGUCCGAUCGUGUGUCUUCACGGAUGGCAAGAUAAUGCCGGUUCGUUCGAUACCCUUAUUCCUCUGCUACCAUCCCACAUGAGCUUCCUAGCGUUGGAUCUACCCGGACACGGUUACUCAUCACGCAUCCCGGACGGAAUGACCUACCAACCGAUGAACAUCUUCUACCUACUCAACUUCGUAAUGCACGAGUACGGAUGGAAAAAGAUCUCACUCAUGAGCCACUCGAUGGGUUCGGUACUCCAUUACCCGUACGCAGCCAUCUUUCCUACCCGUGUCGAUUUUCUCAUCUCAAUCGACGCUCUAAAGCCACAAAUCUUUCGCGACGAAGUGCUCGUUUCAAUGCUGAGUGAACUAACGCCCGAACAUUUAAAAGCGGAUCUACGAAAUCAGGAAAAAUCGGAACCACCGUCCUAUACGUACGAAGAAACGGUCGAUCGGCUUUACGAAGGUGCAGUGAAUUCGAUUACGCGCGAGUCUUGCCCGUUUCUGCUCCAGCGCAACAUUCGCAAAUCGGCCAAAUUCCCGGACAAGUACUAUUUCGCACGCGACAGUCGACUAAAGUAUGGGUUUGGAUUUUUGUGGUCACAGGAGGUAAACAAACGGCUGGCACAAAACCUUACGAUGCCGUUUCUGUUUAUCAAAGCGACCGAAUCACCGUACUGGGAGCGGAAGCAGUACUACGAUGAAGUGGUGGAAAUUUUGGAGCGUAAUAAUUCGAGAUUUGAGUUGAGGUAUGUGGAAGGAACACACCAUGUGCAUCUGUCCCAUCCGGAACGGGUAGCGCCGGUAGUGACGGAUUUUUUGAACCGAUACUGGCAGAAGGAUGAGGAAAUGGCGAGCAAGCUGUAG
Anopheles maculipalpis is the source of this 990-nucleotide messenger RNA. RefSeq names its product probable serine hydrolase. Bases 7 to 990 code for a protein of 327 amino acids. Lineage: Eukaryota; Metazoa; Arthropoda; Insecta; Diptera; Culicidae. The record is from RefSeq and is a predicted model, not a curated record. The transcript is spliced from 2 exons.